Molecule: messenger RNA, 699 nt
Organism: Penicillium nucicola
Lineage: Eukaryota; Fungi; Ascomycota; Eurotiomycetes; Eurotiales; Aspergillaceae
Exons: 2
Coding region: 1-699 (232 amino acids)
Source: RefSeq, a predicted model, not a curated record
AUGUCACCCCAACCAGUCGCCCUCGUCCUCGGAUCCGGCCCCCGAGUCGGCGCAUCCGUUGCAGCAGCCUUCCGCAGUAAAGGCUACAGCGUCGCAACCGCAUCUCGGUCCGGAACAGGAGCCAAGACAUCCGAGGGGUAUCUCUCCCUCGCCGCCGACUUUGACAAUCCCUCCUCAAUCCCGGCGCUGUUUGAUUCCGUAAAGAACGUUUUCGGCGCGGCGCCUAGCGUUGUUAUUUAUAAUGCGGCGGGCCUGACCCCUCCUCCAGACAAUGACUCUGUCCUGUCAAUCCCAAGAGAAAGAUUCGUGAACGACCUGAACGUGAACACGGUUAGCCCGUAUGUUGCCGCCCCAAAGGCUGUAGAGGGGUGGGCCACCCUGCCGGGAGACUUGAAAAAGACAUUCAUUUACACAGGCAACCCGCUAAACGUCCAAGUUGCGCCCUUGCCGCUGUUCUUGAACUUGGGAGUCGGGAAGCGCGCGAGCACGUACUGGAUCGCGGUUGCAGAUGAAACAUACGCGACCAAGGGAUAUAGAUUCCACUAUGCGGAUGAGCGCGCUGAAGGGGGAAAGGGCAAGGGAAACAACCUUGAUGGACCCGCUCAUGGGGAGUUCUAUACACAGCUGGCCAGUCAUGAAAAAGACAUCCCGUGGCACGCGACUUUUGUCGCUGGCGAAGGCUACGGCAAAUUCGAUUGA